UUUCCUGUUCUAUAACUUAUUUUUCGUAGUCCUUGCUUUCAUUCACCACAGUCACCAUUCCACUAACUACUUCUUACUUCCUUUUGAGAGCAUUCUCGUUCUUACUGUACUGCGUGUUCGUAAAGUGUCACGUACCACACAAAAAUGCGUUACCUCGCAUCAUACCUGCUGGCAGCUUUGGGAGGAAAGGACAAUCCUUCCUCUGCUGACCUGGAGAAGAUCCUGAAUUCAGUUGGAAUUGAGGUAGACAAUGAGAAGCUCAACAUUGUCAUCAGUCAGCUGAAGGGCAAGAACAUUGAGGAGCUCAUCGCCCAGGGGCGAGAGAAGCUCUCGUCAAUGCCAGUCGGUGGUGGUGCGGCAGUCGCAGUAGCAGGACCUGGAGCAGCAGCACCUGCAGCGGCCAAAGAAGAGGCGAAAGAAGAGAAGAAGCCCGCGAAAGAAGAGUCCGACCAGUCGGAUGAUGACAUGGGCUUCGGACUUUUCGACUAGGCUUAUUUGGUUUUUAAGGUCUUCUCUUGUUAAUAAUUUAAUUUGCAAUGUUUUUACUGUCUAAUUUUUUACUUGUUAUUGUUGGAAAAUAAAUUAUUAACAAGUGAA
Homalodisca vitripennis (glassy-winged sharpshooter) is the source of this 597-nucleotide messenger RNA. It is a transcript of the gene RpLP2, whose product is annotated as 60S acidic ribosomal protein P2. Gene Ontology annotation, cellular component: ribosome; cytosolic large ribosomal subunit. Gene Ontology annotation, molecular function: structural constituent of ribosome. Gene Ontology annotation, biological process: cytoplasmic translational elongation. The record is from RefSeq and is a predicted model, not a curated record. NCBI's taxonomy places the organism in Eukaryota, Metazoa, Arthropoda, Insecta, Hemiptera, Cicadellidae. The transcript is spliced from 2 exons. Bases 145 to 489 code for a protein of 114 amino acids.